UACCUCUGUUCUCGCACACACUAGAAUAUCCCCGUCAUAUCGUUUUGAAUAUUCAGCUAAGAUAACACCGUAUACAGCAAGCGCACAUAAAUGUAUAGAAAUGAUUAACCUAGAUGCGAAAAUAAUUAACACGAUACUGUUUAGCGUUUAAUAUCAAUUAAGCCAGGUUUUGACAGAUGGUUUCACCGAGAAAUUGUCAAAAUGUGUUUCGAUUUAAGUGAAGGUGAAAACGUCAUCGGCUACGUCCAAUCCGGAACGCAGCGCGUCGCUGCUUUCGGCAUUCGCUUCCACUCGGACGCAUAUCCAUUCAAUACGAAGCGGCAAUGGCAGCACUGAGGACGGCACUCCAUAGACGGCUCAGUCGACCCUUCCCCCUGACCUUGGGGCCCUUGCGUUGGGCCAGCUCCUCUUUCAAGGCGUCAGAACUGACGAUCGAGCGCAGUGGAGUGAUGAGGCCCAAACCCGACCCCUCCACGCUGGUGUUUGGGAAGCAGUUCUCCGACCACAUGCUGACCAUCAACUGGUCAGAGAAAGGAGGCUGGGAGCCGCCCCAGAUAAAACCUUUCCAAAAUCUCUCCCUGCACCCCGCCUCCUCUGCUCUGCACUACUCCAUAGAGCUCUUUGAAGGGAUGAAGGCCUUCCGGGGAGUGGACAACCACAUCCGCCUCUUCAGGCCCAUGCUGAACAUGCAGAGAAUGUUCCGGAGCGCGGAGCGGAGCUGCCUGCCCCUCUUUGAUAAGGCGGAGAUGCUGGAGUGCAUCCGGAAGCUGGUGGAGCUGGAUCAGGAGUGGGUCCCGUACUCCACCGACGCCAGCCUCUACAUCCGACCCACCUUCAUCGGCAUUGAGCCUUCCCUGGGGGUGACACGGGCCGGCCACGCCCUGCUCUACGUGAUCUUGGGCCCCGUGGGGCCCUACUUCGCCACGGGGGCCUUCAACCCCGUGUCCCUGCUGGCGGACCCCAGCUUCGUCCGGGCCUGGAGGGGGGGCGUCGGGGAGUACAAGAUGGGGGGGAACUAUGGGCCGACGAUCGCGGUGCAAAGCGAGGCGGUGAAGCAGGGCUGCCAGCAGGUGCUGUGGCUGUACGGAGACCGCGAGGAGAUCACCGAGGUGGGCACCAUGAACCUCUUCAUCUACUGGACCACCAAGAAAGGAGAGAAAGAGUUGAUCACUCCACCUCUGGACGGAAUUAUACUCCCGGGAGUCACCAGGCAAUCUCUGCUGGAUUUGGCCCGAGAAUGGGGCGAGUUUAAAGUGACGGAGCGCACCCUGGACAUGAAGGAGCUGCUGCAGGCUUUGGACGCUGGCCGGGUUCUGGAGGUGUUCGGGUCUGGAACCGCCUGCGUCGUCUGCCCCGUCGGAAGCCUGCUCUACAAAGGAAAGACCUAUGAAAUUCCGACCAUGAAGAACGGUCCAGACCUGGCCAAACGAUUCUACCAGGUGCUCACGGACAUUCAGUACGGAAGGACGAAGUCUGACUGGGCGCCGUUGGUGAUUUAGCUGUUCUGUCUGUGAAGGUCACCUGUCAGUCAAGGCCAGCUUCACUAAUCACUACAAAGGAUUGGAACUUCUGGACUCCCAGCUCCGCCCACCACUGCACUUUCACUGAUUGGCUGAGUGGCUGAGAUGGGCGGGUUCUGUGUGUCUUGGAGGCAGUUGGACUGCAACUGCCGUCCGUUUCAUUCUCCUCGUUAACUUUAAAAAGGGAUAGGUGUUAGCAAGUCUCCACGCCUGCUCUCCGUGCAGUGGGGAAAUAGGUUUCCGUUUCAGUGUAAAUAUGUAUUUUUUCUGAACUGUACAGCGCAAAUCAUUUCUUAUUCACUCAUUACUCCAUGAAAUAACAGGACAGGACGCUGUCUCUACGCUAUAGGAAAGCACUAAAGUGCAACUAAAACAGACAAACAAAACGUUAAUGUGAAAUUGCACAAUGAGUGCAUUUAUGCAGCAAUGGUAGUACUGUAUUACACUGGUGUUACACAAACAGCUGUAUUUUCCCCUUAAAUUUACAUUUUUAACAAGAACCCAUAUGCAGUUUAAUUUUAUAAAAAGUAUAUAUACAAAGGACAGACAGAAGUGCAGUAAUUUAUCAGAUGAUUUUUGAUGUUCAAACGUCGCAGGUUUGAAUGCAGAAGUGUUUUUCGACAAUGAGUGUCAGCAUCGCCGGGGUUACUAUCCAUUAUUGAAGGUUUUGUCUUCUUUUCUGAAAACUAUGAUGUUGUCAGAACUUGAAUAAGAUAACUUUUUGGAUAACUUUAUUUAUGAACAUAUAUAUUUAACCUGAGGUGCUUUUUAGCAAUGUCACGUAAAAGGGUUUGUGCUGACCCCCGUGUUUUAAGCUGUGUAGGGAUGUACAUAUCAUAUGUAUGUGUGCAAAUGAGCUGGAGAAAAAAAUGGAUUAUGUACCACUAAGUAAAAUGUACUGUCGACCAAUACGAGAGGGUGAUCAAAAGUCAGAUGAGAAGAGACUUAACGCACAUACGCACAAAAAGAAACAACAUCAACAACAAAACAAAACUAACGAGGAGAGAAGAUGGGACGUGGAACAUUGAGCAAUCUUGGAAGUAUGAGGACUGGACUUGAAACUGCUCUUCAGACAGACGCUGUUAGUGCCGCUGCACUUGCCGUUGUGCUGCUGCAAACCCGUUGUCUGUUGUGUGUGAACAGUGUGUAGUGCUUUUAAGACUCCAGUUUUAAGUAUCGCUAACUUAUUUUGUAUCGUCCUUGGAUCGGUACUGCGGAUCGUGGUUUUUCAGUCUGUGUGUUUUUUUUAAAAUGUUUUAAAAUUUCGUCGUUUCUUUCAUCGGCACUCCUGUCUGUUACCCAGCGACACUCCCGCCUCCCCGCCUGCGGAAGAGCCUCGCUCCACGUAGCGCUCUCUCGCGGCGUGCUCACGCUCCGUGGCUCCCUGUGGUCAGUGGUCCUGUCCUGUCCUCUCGUCAGGACUUAAAGUUGUUACUGAACUCUGCCUCCACUGUAUUUUUACAAUAAACCUUUGCUUUCUGCUCCAUAA
Molecule: messenger RNA, 3009 nt
Organism: Anguilla rostrata (American eel)
Lineage: Eukaryota; Metazoa; Chordata; Actinopteri; Anguilliformes; Anguillidae
Gene: bcat2
Product: branched chain amino-acid transaminase 2, mitochondrial
Exons: 11
Coding region: 324-1499 (391 amino acids)
Biological process (GO): L-leucine biosynthetic process; L-valine biosynthetic process
Cellular component (GO): mitochondrion
Molecular function (GO): branched-chain-amino-acid:2-oxoglutarate transaminase activity
Source: RefSeq, a predicted model, not a curated record